GCGCUCCGUCGCUCCCGCUGAAGCCACACUCCAUCGCCGCCAGCUGCCUCGCGACCCGCUCCUAUUGAUCGCACCUUUCCUCAGGCAGCGACUAUCACCAUUACCUGGUGCUUGCUACUCGUCGGAUUCGCCGGGCAGACGCUGCGCUACAGGCGCGUUUGGCCUUCGAGCGUCGCGUAUACUUGACUUUGCCACGAACAAGACGGGAAGAAGACGACCCUCCCUCAUGAUGGAGUACGCGCAGUAUCAACAGCCACAUCCCCACAACCAUGCUCAGACGCACCUGCAAAACACCUAUUCCGCGCCGCCUCAGUCCGCCGGUCCCGGUGCAAUAACGUCGCCAAACCAGCAGACUCAGAUGCACCCUUCGCACAACCAACAGUCGCCGAUAUUGCCCUCGCAACAGAAUCCAUACUCGCAGCAAGGCGCAUCGGGCGCUACCGGCCAUCAGGUUCAGCAAAUGGGAUAUCCUCCGGCAGCAGCUGGCCAACCGUAUUAUCCCAUGGCCGACGGAGGCAUGCAAGGACAGCUCAGCCAGGACCCGAGAGCAUCUCCAAGGAUAGGAGGCGCUCAGAUCAAGGCUGACCCGCGAGGUCCUCGUUCUCCGACACAGGUUCCCAAUAGUAUGGGAGCGCAGACGCCCAUACCUCCGCAAGUCCAGAUGUCGCAGUCCUUGCCCCGUAGAAUGAGCCAGCAGAUCAGCAGCCCGGCAAUGCAACAUCCCCAACCGGCCAUGAACCAUGCUGCUGCCAACCGUCCGUCCGCUCCGCCGCAAAUGCCGCCUCAAGCACCCCCUGUACAGCAACACCAGUCCUCCCCGGAUUUGGUGCCAGGCGGUGCGGAGGAGUCGCCUCUUUAUGUCAACGCCAAGCAGUUCCACCGGAUUUUGAAGCGGCGCAUGGCGCGACAAAAGCUCGAGGAAGCAUUGCGCCUCACUUCUAAAGGACGGAAGCCGUAUCUACACGAAUCGCGUCACAACCAUGCAAUGCGCAGACCGCGUGGGCCAGGCGGACGCUUCUUGACUGCGGACGAGGUGGCCGCUAUGGAGAAGGCCAAUGCCACAAACAAUGGCGAUGUAGAGGAUGGUGGUGACAAGGAAAAUGCUGGAACGCCAACGAAGGUCAUCCAAGCUGGACACUUGGGUUCCGCAAAAAGGAAGACUGCUCCAAACGCCCAAAUCGUGCCCUUGGGCAAGAAGACAAAGACGGGCAAUUUCCCCGUGCAGAGGCCCAGUACGAGUGGAGAUGAGAGUGAGGAAGAAGACGACGAGGCGGACGAUGACGAUGGAUGAAGGCUCUUAGGUCGGGCUUCAGCGUGCAGUAGAGGUUCAAGCAACCUGGUCGUGUUUGCGUCUCAGUGAGGGUUGUGAGGUCACCGUCGUUACAACCUGCUUGAGCCUCGCUUCACUAACCAACCAGUACUGCAUGUACGCUUUUUACUUUUUUCUUAUAUUUUCCCAUUUCCGUUUUUGAUUUCUUACGUUUCUUUUACGAGUUACGACAGCGAGCGCAUAUUUGUUU
Aplosporella prunicola CBS 121167 is the source of this 1520-nucleotide messenger RNA. RefSeq lists its product as uncharacterized. Gene Ontology annotation, biological process: regulation of transcription by RNA polymerase II. Gene Ontology annotation, molecular function: RNA polymerase II cis-regulatory region sequence-specific DNA binding; DNA-binding transcription factor activity, RNA polymerase II-specific. The transcript is spliced from 3 exons. The record is from RefSeq and is a predicted model, not a curated record. Bases 227 to 1291 code for a protein of 354 amino acids. Gene Ontology annotation, cellular component: CCAAT-binding factor complex. NCBI's taxonomy places the organism in Eukaryota, Fungi, Ascomycota, Dothideomycetes, Botryosphaeriales, Aplosporellaceae.